GACAUGGCGUCGUUAUGUCAAGUCAAUAAUAAAUAUAUAGUUUUGUAUUGUAUUUUCUGGAUUAUCGUAAUGUUGUCAUAAAGUUUAUCAAUAUCCAAUGACUUAAAAAUAUAAAUAAAUAGAAGAAUUACCUAAUUUCGUACAGAGGCAUUAUAGAUAAGGUGACAUAAAAAUGACGACACACGAAGUACCAGUUAUACACCACCAACAAAUGCAUCAUGAAAUAGAAGUUCCAGUUUUAAAUUUGUUAGUUCCAAUGCAUCAUCAGCCGCCGCAGCAGGUGAUACACGAGUCUCAGAUAAUACAGCAACAGCAGCACAUCCCUGAACCGCCUGAACAACAACACAUCCCCGAGUCCCAGUCACAGCCCCCACCUCAACCCCAACAGCAAACUCACGAAGAGAGAAAGCCUAAAUUGGACAAAAAAAAGAAAGAGGCCAUAGACGGACAAGCGCGGGAAAUCAUAUUUAAGGUCAUAAAAUUUUUCGAAAGUGAAAAACAAAAUAGGGGAUAUGCAUUUCCUGUUGAAAAUGUUGUUAAAAGAGCUUGCGCCGCUACUGGGCUGUCGGAGAGUACGAUCAAAAGGAUCAAGAGAGACGGUUUGCGCGCCGAAGCGACACAUACAAAAAUGACAGGUCCGAAGAAGAAAAGAAUUAGAAAAACUAAAGUGCAGCUUGAUUAUUUCCAGUUAUGUGCAUUAAGAGGUAUUGUAAAUGGUUAUUCUAAUAGGAAAGAGGUGCCAACAUUAGGGAAAAUAUUAGCCGCUGCUAAACAUGAACUGAAUUACAGAGGGGGGAAAGAAUCCCUUAGGCUUAUACUGUUGAAUAAGCUUGGUAUUAAGUUUAAAAAAUGCGAGAAAAAGAAUAAAAAGCCAGUAGAGCCGGCUCCUCAGCAAAUGCCUAUGCCAAAUACAAUGCAGCAUCCACCAAUGCAGCAAAUGAAACCUAUGGAAAAUCAUUGUGUUUACACGAACCUUAUGCCACAAGUACCGCCUGUAUCAUAUUAGUAUAUAGCUGUUUUCAUAUUUAUAAGAUUUAUAGAAAGAUGACAGAUGUAAAAGAUAUGUUAAGUUGGACAUUGUAGAUGUGGGUUAAAGAUUCAAUUUGAACUUGAAGGUUUAACAUUCAAAUUUAGAUGUAGGCUACAGCAUUUAGUUCUCAUCCACAUCUAAUACAUGAAUGUAAUGUCCACAUUAACAGGCCUUAUUUCCUUAGAGACAUACGCCUGCGAAACUUGCGUCACUAACAUCAAAACUGGCACACCAACUAAAUGUUACUCAACAAGCCAUUAAAUGAGUUACGCUCGAAAAUCUGUUCGUCCACCGUUUAUUGGAGUGCACCAGAGUAGAGUAUGUAGGUCACCACUUUGCUAAACUCAAGUGGCCGUGGGCUAGCGUACUGAGUGGAGAUGCUUGACGGAGCAAAUCCGUCCUGGAAUGGCAACCAAGAGCUGGAAAGAGGAAUACUGGAAGAACAAUAACCAGCUGGUCUGACAACAUAAAAAAUCAUGCUGCGAUAACCAUAUAAUCUGGGCCAGAAAAGCCUUUGAUAGAGCUAGGUGGAAAGAUAAAGGAGAGGAAUAUACCCAGGAGUGGGCGAAUUUAUGCUGAAGAAGAAGAUUUCAAUUCACACAAUUAUUAGUUUACAUGCAUUUGAAGUUAAAGCAAACUAAAGAAUUAGUGUUUGCUAUUUUAAACUUUUGUAAAAAAAGAACUGCCUCCAAUCGAUAACCUACUUUUUUGAAGUCAGUUAAAUCUCUAAAACCUAAGUGUUACACACUUUCCUGAAAACCGCAUCGAAAUCGGUUCAGCUAAACGUGAGAUAAUCGCGGACAAGCAUACAUACAGGUCAAACUGACAACCACCUUUUUUUUGUUUUUUUUUAAAAACUAAACCAAGGUGCCUGAGUAGAAUCAGGAUAGUUGCAAACAAAAUACAAGAAAUCUCAUUGAUUAAUAGAAAUGCUAGUAUUUUAUCAGGAAAUAUUGUUGUUGUAACUAUACAUUACUGUAUGAAACAUGUUAUUGGCAUGAGCCCAGACAUUUUAUAUGAAUUUUAUUAUAUAAUGUAUUCAUAAGAGAUAAUGCAGCCAUAAUUUUUCACUCGAAUCAAGGUUUUUUAAGAAUAAAGUUAACAGUCAAUUUUUAAAAAUUAUUCAACUUUGUAUUAUUAAUACCAAGUUGAAUAAUUUAAAAACAAAUAGCUUUAAAUUUUAUCACUGAAACAUAAAAUACAAUUUUGUAUGGUAAUACCAACUCUUGCAUUGAAUUGUUUUAUUAUUAUAUUUAAAAGCCUGCUGUAGGCAUAGCCAUUUCCCUUUUAUUAACUGUCAAAUCCAAAUUUUGAUAUCAACUCAAAAACUUCAAUUCCAAAGACGUGAUUAUAUGUAUUGGUACUCAAAAAGCUAUUCAUAUUGGCCUGCUAUAAAAAAAUACAUCAUAAAAAAUUUCUCUUUCCCGGAGGAGAAGGCACGGACAAAAAAUAGUUACUAGUUGCAACAUAGUCAGUUUCAGGUACUCUUGAACUGAUAUUCUGCCAAAAUGUCUAUGUUCAAGGCUUUCCCACUCCACCAAUCUGAUUCACACUCCCAUUGUAUAUUUGCUUAGAUUUACCAAUAGUUCGACUAAAUAAGUCAUCACAUCCAGUUGGAACUAUAUUUCAUACCAUCUUAUAUACCCACUUCGAAAGUUUGAUAAUUUUCGUACAUUAAUAAAAGAUAAUGUUCUGGCAUGAAUAUGAUCCACAGUAUAUAUUUUUGUUCAUUAUAUUAAUGAUAAAUAAGACGUAAGGCUGAACAUAAUUAUGUAUUAUACUAAUUUU
Messenger RNA from Amyelois transitella, 2818 nucleotides. RefSeq lists its product as uncharacterized. NCBI's taxonomy places the organism in Eukaryota, Metazoa, Arthropoda, Insecta, Lepidoptera, Pyralidae. The transcript has a single exon. The coding region runs from base 173 to 1006 and encodes 277 amino acids. The record is from RefSeq and is a predicted model, not a curated record.